GAUGGAGCCCUAACACCAGCGGCGCUCGCACAUGAAAGCGAGACUUCCAGCGGGGUUUAUGAGCAACUUCACCGCCGACAGGCUGUCGGAGUGAGUGAGGAAGAGGCACGUAAAUGCACGGCAGCGCUGUGUGACGGCGGAUCGCACAAUUGUUUCUAUUUCGGAGCAGGAGCUCCUCGCGCUGCUUCGGCUACCAGCGGCGCGCGCUUUGGCGGUUGGAACAACGGCACUCUCGCUGAUGUUACAGUAAACCGUCCGCUAACUGUCACUAUAACGACCAGUUUCUCAAGAACAACGUCCUCGAGGAUGACAAGGACGCUUUCGCGGACGACGUUUACAACCGCUCUCUGACUUCCUCCGGCUUCCAGUCGACCUUAUUGUAAAAUGCGUCGCUUCUGAACCUCACAGCCUGAAAGGCUGUUGACUUCACACAUACCUAUGUUGAAGAAAGUCAGGAUUCACCUGGGAGCAACUUACCAAUUCAGGACAGAUUGAGAAAAAGAAGUCAAAAGGCUCCCACAUACUCGGGUGUACUUCACUCCAAAGAGGUCCACGCGUUCUCCAAGCAGACUCAAAGUGGGUGUCUGCCGGAUACGUCUGUGGAAAGUGGAUGUGAUCCUUAGCAGUCACAGUUGGCCAUUCAAAGGGUCAAGCCCAUGGAUCUGACUGUAACUCACAGGUUGUUACAUCCGCGUCCAGAUUCGGCCAUGCUGGCUCCACAGCCUUCGUUUUAUCUGGAACAUCUCACUGCUCAACAUUGCUCUCAGUUUUCCCAGCACCACUUGCAGUAUAACACUGAACAAAGACACAGAAAAAUGGAGGAGAAAAGAGAAGACCCACAGCAGCUGUUGCCAAAGAAUAAAAACGAACAGAGUGCUGUAGCUAGCAAACAUGUAAAGAAGAUCCUGCGUGAUCAUAUAAUCAUGAAGAACCAGCCUCAUGAUAGGGUUCCUGGCAGCCACUGCAGUACCUCUCCGGGAUACAGGCCACCCGUGCCUGACAUGUCCCUCAAGCCUCAACCUACACCCUGUGACCAGCGAAAGGACCUCGCCCUGCGAAGAACAGUAUCUGAGCCCACACUGAAGUGGAAGUUGAAGAAACUCAUCUCCACAAGGCCUAACCCGUUGCAACGGAAGAUCAGUGCUCCUCCUGAUGUCAAACAUAGGACAGAAAAUAUGGACUCUUCCCCAAGCAGAAGCAACACUUCAGCAUCAGGCUGCAGUUCACCAAACGACACCCUCAUGUCAGACAGCGUGUCCCUCCCACGGGCUCCUGAGUCGAAAAGGGUGCUGAUGAACAACGGUAAUGUAGCCCACUUUGCUCUGCCUGCCAACCACACUGCAAAGCACAACAUCACUGCUGGACUUCCUGCUCAGGCUGACUUGCGUGUAACAAAGCCAGUGGCAGCAUCGACUUUGCAGUCUGUCUACCUCCCUCUGGAGGUCCAAUCUAUGUCUCAGCGCUUGCAGCCAGUGUUCAUAUUUGAACCACACAUGGGGCUGAUGCGCCAGCAGCUUGUUCCUCUUCAUAGUUUGAGUACCAUUCCUCAGCAACAACAUCCUCACAUAUCCUCCUCACCCAGAAGAGAAGGCUUGGUUGCCUUGGGCUCACAUCGACCUGUGGAGCGAGCGCAUUCAGAGCCUCUGCCUUACAGCCACUCAGUCCUGCCCCUGCAUGCCGGCCAAUAUCCACACACCCACCAACAGCUCUCCCAGCUGUACCACAAGGCUGGAUUGGAAAGGUUUAAGCUGAGCACACAGCUGAGCAAGAUCCCGUCUGAGGACAUGGACGUGGAUGAGAGCGGAUCAGCAUCAGGUUCUGGAACAGGGUCUUUGUGCGGCUCUGAACUGGGUUCACUGUCUGAAGACGGCCAUCGCCGGAGAGAAAGUAAUGCCAGCACCGAUUCAGUUUAUGACACAGAGUCCAUCACUUCCUCUCGGGAAAGUUUGAUUGAGACAUCACACUCUCUCAGUCAGAGGCAGGUAAUCCUCAGAUCAACUUUACAGCCAGAUGCCCUGGGAGUUCCUACCUUAAUUUGGCCUCAUCAGUCUCAUCCCCCUGUGAUUCGGAGCCGCUCGCUACCACCUUCCACCUCCCUGGCGCCUACUUCACAUGUGCCCACCAUAAUACCCUCUAUGUCACUGUCCAGCCCUGCCAAAGAUGCCAAGCUACGUUUUACAACAGGUUUGGUUUAUGAUAGCCAGAUGCAGAAGCACCAGUGUAUUUGUGGAGACAACAGCCGCCACGCUGAGCAUGCUGGGAGAAUCCAGAGCAUCUGGUCUAGACUGCAAGAGAGAGGGCUUAAGAGCCAAUGUGAGUGCAUCCUCAGUAGAAAAGCCACCCGUGCAGAGCUGCUUUCCGUCCAUUCAGAAAACCAUGUGUUAAUGGACAACCAGAGACGCACUGGAUCACGUAUUUUUGUGGACCUACCAUGUGGAGGUGUGGGGGUGGACAUUGAUACAGUUUGGAAUGAGCAACACACAGCAGCUGCUUCCCAAGUAGCAGCAGGAUGUGUCAUAGACCUGGCCCUUAAGGUGGCACAGGGACAGCUGAAGAAUGGAUUUGCAGUGGUGAGACCUCCCGGACACCACGCAACUCGUUCUUCUCCUCUGGGCUUCUGCUACUUCAACUCUGUGGCCAUCGCAGCCAAGCAGCUCCAAAACAAACUCAGUGUCAGCAAGAUCCUCAUAGUAGACUGGGAUGUGCACCAUGGCAAUGGCACCCAAGAGGCCUUCUAUGAUGACCCGAGUGUUUUGUAUAUCUCUCUGCAUCGCUACGAUGAUGGAAACUUCUUUCCUGGUAGUGGAAAUCCAAAUGAGGUGGGUGUAGGAGCGGGUAAAGGCUUCAGUGUCAAUGUGGGAUGGACUGGUGGUCUGGAGCCUCCAAUGGGUGAUGCAGAGUACCUGGCUGCAUUCAGGGCUGUAGUGAUGCCUAUUGCCCACGAGUUUUCCCCGGACGUGGUCUUGGUCUCCGCCGGCUUCGAUGCUGUUGAAGGACACCAACCUUCAUUGGGAGGCUACACCGUCACAGCCAAGCUUUUUGGCUUCUUGACUCGUCAGCUGAUGUCGCUGGCAGGAGGCCGGGUCAUCCUCGCUCUGGAGGGGGGCCAUGACCUCAAAGCCAUCUGCGAUGCCUCUGAAGCCUGUGUCAGCGCCUUGCUCGGCAUGGAGGUGGAGCCUCUGUCCCAGUCGCUGUUGGACCAAAAGCCCUGUGAGAAUGCGGUGCGCUCUCUGCAGAGAGUCAUCCAGAUCCAGGGUGAGUUCUGGCAAAGUGUGAGGGAUUCAGCCACAACUGUGGAUCUGUCCUACCUCCAGGCACAGAGACACAGAUUCAGACGAGACUCGGACAGUGAAGCGGUCAAUGCCAUUGCCUCCCUGUCAAUGGGGUCCCUCACAUCAGAGAGGAAACCGCUUGAAAGAAUGUGAAGAACAUAAAAGACCCAUCUGAGGAAAGAGCGACCCAAUUAAAGCUUUCAACUCAGACUCAGUGGAAACAUGCGCACACACACACACACACACACACACACACACACUUAUAUAUACAUGCAUUUGGAUCAUCACUGGAACAUACAAACCUGCAUUACUACUGGCUGCAGCACAGCCACUGGCUCAGACACUCCCUAUGGAAGAGUCUUCAUCUCGUGCCACAUUCAUAUCCCCAAAAGAUUUUUUCCUGAAAGCAACGUUGAUCACUGAAGUAAAAAAAAACAACUUAAAAUAUGUCCAAAGACUGAAUAAUGAAGACCUGGUGCAACAGGAUGUAGCAGGAGCAGAGAUGAGAAUUUGUUACUGAUUGUGCCGAAACCUGCACAGACCACUGAGGGUUUUUUUUUUUUUUCUUUUUUUAGCAAAUGUUACGUUGGCGUGGAUUAGGACGGCAGGUGAAAGGUGAUGUUUUUUGUUUUGUUUUUCUGCACUUGACAAACAUCGAAUGAAGGAGAAGAUGGGUUUAUUCUGAUCGUCUUGCACUGUGAUCGUUCUGUGACCGGACAGGAAGCAACGUGAAGCGUGACGACAAUCAAACAUUUUCGUUUGUUCGAGUUUCUACUUCAUUUGAAUAUUCAUUUUUUUUUUUCGACAUAUGGCACACAUUUCUGUGGAUGUCAGCAUGAGAUUUUCUUAAAGAGAUCCAGAGUGAAGCUACAGUGGAAUCUGAGAUACAUAUGUUUCAUAUUGUUUUCUGUGUCCACAUAUUUUCUUAAAUCUCUUUUUUCUUUCUUUCUUUCUUUCUUCCUUGGCCUGUCAGCCGAGCACAUGCAGCAGGAGUUUAAAUAGCUGCAGUUAUAGUUAUCACCCUCUGACAGAUAAAAGAAGACACAUCAUUCUUUUAUAAAGUACAUCUUAAAUACGUAGAAAUACCAUCGUAUUGGUGCGAUUAGUCACAGUUUAGAGCUAAUACCUUAAGCAGCUGGGGUGUUGAUAUUAUGAAAGACAGAUAUGGAUUUGAACAAAGCUCCGGCUCAUUGUGAUCACUUUCUAAAGAUUGUAUACAGACGAAACCAAAGACGCCCUGUAUAAAAAGAGACAUAUUUUCUCUUCAUCUGACAUUUAACUUUUCCUGUUUCGGGUUAGUUAAUGUUCCUAAAGUUAUCUGUGUUUGUUCUUUGCCUGACUAAUGACUGAGGUCCACUUUGACCGCGUCUGGUAUUUCUUUCUUUCUUUUUUUUUUUUUUUUUUUGAAAUUCAGAAGUUUACAUACGCUGUAAACUGAGAUUGAGACGCUCUCACAUGAUUUGGGAAAGCCGAGGUGAUGACGUCACAAGCUUCUGACUGGUUAAGGCGCAGUAUGUGAGUGAAGACCUGUGGAUGUCGUGUUUGAUCGCUCAAACGCGCCGCUUCUUUGUGUGACUUCAUGGGAAAAUCAUCAGAUGGAGAACUGAGGGCAGUCCUGGUCUGGUUCAUCGUCGGGUACUGCUGGAGGGACCGGUGCGCUUCACAGAACAGACGGGAUCAUGCAGAGAGAUGAUCACGUCGAAAUAUUAAAGCAAGGCAUCAGAGACAACAGUGAAACUGGGCCUCAAAUGGAUCUUUUGAAUGGAAAAUUUUGUUUGGUGACGACAAAAUGAAUGUUUUGUACGAGCCAACGCAAAGCGCAAAUGAAAAAACUUUAUACUUGUAAGUGAGCAAGGCAGUUUACAAACGUGACUUGGACAAAUGCCCAGCAAGCUGUUGUGAGAAGCUUGUGUAAGGAGACCCACAAAGUCUGGCCCCGCGUUUACAGGGAAUGCUACCAAAUACCAAGGAAGUGCAUGUAAACUUCUGAAUUUGAGAGUAAUAAAAAAAUCAUCUUUUUACAUGAUUAUUUCUCACAUGUUGCUAAUAGAAUGAUUUUAGUAAUUCUCAGUGACCUCAAUUGGCAAUAUUUAGUCUUAUUAAAUGUCUAAAAGUGAGAAAAGGUUUGUCUUUUUACACUGUAUGUAAAUAUAUGGCUUCAACUCUGUGCAAAAAGAAAGCCACGUUUUGGUAUUUUGAAUGAUUGUUACGCCCAAGGCCUUUAAGACAGCUCCACGCAGAGACAAAGUGCACUUACACCUCCCUCAGAGAUCUCAGCUUUGAUGUUGUGAACUUUGAAAAGUGGACCAGUGUUUCUUUCCCUGUGGAGAAUCAUUCCUGCUGUGUCUUUUUCUGACUAUUUGAUAUUUUUAAUAUGGACAAUACGAUGCGUGUUUCACAUGUGUAAUUUUCUGUUUACUGUCACUUAUCGGCCAAACGAAGGGCCGGCUAAGACGGAGCAACAAAACCCAACGCAGUUGAUUGUAUAAUCGAUGAUGUGCGUACAGUGCGAUUGGACAGAGGUUAACCACAACCACAGUUUAUGAGAAAAAUGUGCUGUCCAUAGAUUGGCAUGUCCCAAAAAAAAAAAAGAACUUCAAAGCCUCUGUGAAUGUUUCUUUUCUCUUUCCAAACAGUCAAAAAGCAUCAAAAGCACAGAUACAUAAACAAAUCCAUUUGACAUUACGUGUAUUUAUGCUUUCAGAUUUGGCGUCUUUGAAGUGCUCUCUGCGUGUCCAAUGCAGUUAAGACGGUGCUAAAAAACCAGUGUGUUUGUUUUUUCUUCCCCUCUUUGGCUCAUUCCUGUGUGACAUUGAACAUGCAGCUCAGCACCUGUCCACUGCUUGUCGGUGCAACAAAAACCUGUAAACCGCGUGACGGACGGAGCGGCCCGCGUCCGGCAUCUCUGCUCCUCGAAACGGCUUCCAGCGGAAAGAACCUUGACGUGUCUUAUCCUUUUAGUCUUAACGAAUAGAACGUUUGUAUUUUGUAUUUGAGCUCAGAUAUAAAGCCUUAAGACCAAAUUAUUAGAUGAUACUGACCAACCUGUGAAGGUGACCUGAACCAUGUGGAGCUUAAACGAAACUGGGGGGGCAAGUCCAGUUUACUGAUAACUGACUGACUUUUUUGUACAGUGUAAAUAGUGCCUUACUUUACUCCCCUCUGACCCGUUUUUCUGCUUUUUGACUUUUUUAUUUUGUUUUCCAUUUUUAAUAAACAUAACUUAUACACAUUUGAA
Molecule: messenger RNA, 6510 nt
Organism: Poeciliopsis prolifica (blackstripe livebearer)
Lineage: Eukaryota; Metazoa; Chordata; Actinopteri; Cyprinodontiformes; Poeciliidae
Product: histone deacetylase 7-like
Exons: 26
Coding region: 657-3425 (922 amino acids)
Biological process (GO): negative regulation of transcription by RNA polymerase II; chromatin organization
Cellular component (GO): histone deacetylase complex
Molecular function (GO): histone deacetylase activity
Source: RefSeq, a predicted model, not a curated record